Molecule: messenger RNA, 1178 nt
Organism: Mytilus californianus (California mussel)
Lineage: Eukaryota; Metazoa; Mollusca; Bivalvia; Mytilida; Mytilidae
Product: intraflagellar transport protein 43 homolog A-like
Exons: 10
Coding region: 113-862 (249 amino acids)
Biological process (GO): intraciliary retrograde transport
Cellular component (GO): cilium; intraciliary transport particle A
Source: RefSeq, a predicted model, not a curated record
GUGCACACUUUAUAUGAAACAAUUAGAAGAUUACAUAUGCACAUAUUAUUCAGGAAGGAAACAAUGAGGAGAUUAAAUAUGCCCCAGGACAACUAUUGAUUGCUAGCGUCCAAUGCUUAUUAUGGAAAGCGCAACUAAAGUGUUAAACACAGGAAUAGUGAAUGUUCUUGCUUCAAAUGUAUCAAACAACACAGGUUUAUUAUUCCCACAUUUUAAAUUGAAGGGUACUGCUAAAACAGGGAGAAGAGCCCAGCAGAAAUCAGCAAAUCCACCAGAUGCUCCUGAUUUUGAAGCUAGUGUAGAAAAUUCACCAAAGGUACCAAAGUCCAGACAGCCUGCUGGAAGACAAGAACCUGAUGAGCCACCAAAGCCCUCAAGAGUGUCUGGAUGGGGUGAAGAUAAUCCUCGUAAAAGUCGGAAACUUGGUGAAGGAUUUGAAAACAUUGAAGAUGAUGUACUAGCAGAUAUUGACGAUAUUGUUGGUGAGAGAUUAAGACCUAGAACUCCUGAAGAUGAUAAUGAAUCUGAUACAGAUAUACCUGUUAUACCAGACCUAGAAGAACAACAAGAUGAUGAUAUGACAGUCAAAGUAGCUAUAGCUCCAAAUGUUGCAGUAAACAGAGUUGCAACCUACAGAGAACUUGAUAAUGACCUUUUAAGACAAGCAGCUUUUACAACUCUGGAUAAUGAUAUAGAUCUUAAGUUACUGACUAAGAAUUUAUCUACAGAAGCAGAUUUAAUAGAGGAGGACAAGCCUUGGGACUGGGACAGACUAUUUACAGAAGUGACGUCAGAAUUGUUAUCACAACUAGACAAUACAGAAGAAACAAGUGAUAACCAGGAAAUCAAUCAAACUGUGUGAUAUUGUUGUUAUUUUUUUAUUAUUAUUUAUAUUAUUAUUUUUAAUGAGAAGGCAUUGGAAAAAUAAUGGAAGGGACUAAAAUUCAAAAAUCACGAUCAUGUGAUAUUGAAAAUUUCCACAACUUUCCUAAUUUAAAUAUAAUUCUGUAAAGAAAUUGGUUUGUGGUAAAAUGUCACUGAUUGUUGUGUGGAGAUUCUUUGAAGAGAAGAUUUAGAUAACAUGUCAUGUAACAUUUUAACAGAAACUCUUCUUGUUAGAUCCGUCCAACAUAAUAUUUUCAUGUACUACAACAAUAAAUUCAUAUGAUACUGUAUAA